GAUGUGGUGAAAAUUCGCGGUGAUGCGCAGAGACGUCUACGCUGCAUGAGGAGGAUAUUGGAGAGACUCUAUCAGCUCCUCCAAACGGACAUGGAGAACACGGCAGAGCAGGUUUAUUCCACACUUCGCUUCUGUGGCGUGCUGCUGCAGAAACCUUCCAGCGAG
This is a messenger RNA of Symbiodinium pilosum, 165 nucleotides long. Lineage: Eukaryota; Dinophyceae; Suessiales; Symbiodiniaceae. The record is from the annotation of a GenBank genome assembly.